GUUCUCGACCACAUAGAAAAUAGAAAAGAAAAGGAAGUUGAAUGAGAAUCCCUCCUCUCUGUUGUAAUUGUAAUUGCAAUUGAAUUCCCAUUUGGGUUUCAAUUCUCUUUCUUUUCCUUUCCUUUUCUUCCAUCUUCUCGAUCUCUCCGAUCCACAUUCUCUACGCAUCAGAUCCAUCCAAUCCAUUCAGUCUCCUCAAUCGCAUUCCGAUAUGAGCACCGGCGACCUUCUCAGCAUCGAACCUCUUGAACUGAAGUUCAUAUUUGAGCUCAAGAAGCAGAUCUCGUGUUCUCUUCAAUUGUCAAAUAAGACCGAUAGCUAUGUAGCUUUCAAGGUGAAAACGACCAAUCCAAAGAAAUACUGUGUUCGUCCAAACACUGGAAUUGUCUUGCCACGAUCUACAUGCGAUGUUAUCGUUACCAUGCAAGCGCAAAAGGAAGCUCCGGCUGACAUGCAAUGCAAGGAUAAGUUUCUUCUUCAAAGCGUAAGAGUAGAGGAUGGAAUCGCCGCAAAGGAUAUCACUGCAGAAAUGUUCAACAAGGAAGCGGGGCAUGUGGUUGAGGAGUGCAAAUUGAGAGUGUUGUAUGUCUCUCCGCCUCAACCUCCGUCUCCAGUCCCGGAAGGUUCCGAGGAAGGAUCAUCACCUAGAGGUUCUGUUUCCGACAAUGGAAAUAUCAGUGGUGCUGACUCCGCUGCAGUAACAAGAGCAUUUGCUGAACGACACGAUGGUCCAGAAAAGUCUGUAGAGGCAAAAGCUCUUAUCUCAAGGCUGACUGAAGAAAAGAAUAAUGCUAUCCAACAAAAUAACAAGCUUCGUCAGGAACUGGACAUGCUGAGACGGGAAAGCAACAAAAGUCGUGGGGGUGUCUCGAUGGUCAUUGUCAUAUUAAUUGGCUUACUUGGCAUAAUUAUGGGGUAUCUCAUGAAGAAGACCUAAGUCUUUUUGAGAUUCAAUCCUUCACCAUAUGUUUGAUCUUAGUUUUCCUGUUGUUCCUGGCUAUUCAACAAAUGAAGACGAAGGGCAAAACAGAUUAAAUCCAGUAGGUGUUGGUGUUUUUUUGGGGGUCGACAACAAUAUGGACAUAGAAACAUUAGUUGAAAGCGUGGGUCAAUGAUUUCUUUUAAGAGCAGAUUACUGUGAACUGACUCAUGCUUUUGGUAACAUACAUUCUUUUUAAGUCAAGGGAAAAUUUGUUGUUUUAUGUGGUUCAUUCGGUGACUGUCUGGAAAUGUCAAACAAUGGCCACUAGUAGCAUGCAUAUUAUGAUUAUCGGAUAUUUUGUUUAUUUUUCAUGAGAAUAAUAUUACUUUGUAGUUGUUAGAUUUC
Molecule: messenger RNA, 1327 nt
Organism: Vigna radiata var. radiata (mung bean)
Lineage: Eukaryota; Viridiplantae; Streptophyta; Magnoliopsida; Fabales; Fabaceae
Product: vesicle-associated protein 1-2
Exons: 8
Coding region: 212-937 (241 amino acids)
Biological process (GO): endoplasmic reticulum membrane organization
Cellular component (GO): plasma membrane; endoplasmic reticulum membrane
Source: RefSeq, a predicted model, not a curated record